Acanthopagrus latus (yellowfin seabream) is the source of this 6635-nucleotide messenger RNA. It is a transcript of the gene pde4ba, whose product is annotated as phosphodiesterase 4B, cAMP-specific a. The record is from RefSeq and is a predicted model, not a curated record. The transcript has 16 exons. The coding region runs from base 952 to 3237 and encodes 761 amino acids. Gene Ontology annotation, cellular component: cytosol; perinuclear region of cytoplasm; nucleus. Gene Ontology annotation, biological process: signal transduction. Gene Ontology annotation, molecular function: transmembrane transporter binding; 3',5'-cyclic-AMP phosphodiesterase activity. NCBI's taxonomy places the organism in Eukaryota, Metazoa, Chordata, Actinopteri, Spariformes, Sparidae.
AUUUAUUUUCAUUUACUAAAAUACAUCUUUGUCUUCUGCUGUGUAGUUCACAAUUAUGUAAAUGUCCUAUAUCUACAAUAUUCAGAUUUAAUUUAGCAAAUCGUAAAGAUAUAUUAUAUUACCGAACCCCCCUUCUUCCCUGGCAGCUUUAAUGAGAGUAAAUGUUUGGUGAUGGUCUCACUGAGGCUCCAGGCUGCUGAACGCUGCUCAGUCCCUCUCAGACAGAUCUCUGGUCCCGCUCCACACAGACGCUCUGAUCCUCUCUCUCUCUCUCUCUCUCUCUCUCUCUCUCUCUCCCUCUCUCUCUGCCUCUCAAUUGGUCCACACUCCUCGUCUGUCAGGGGGGAGGAGGAGGAGGAGGAGGAGGAGGAGGGAUGGUCGGAGAGGGAAACACCGAGUUGAUAGAUUUGGUAGCAGAGAGCCCUCAGAGAACCCUGUGAGCACGAGCACCUCGCUCCUGGGAGGAAGCCUGCGGUGAAGCGGACGCGGAGUGCAACCGGGACAAACAGGAUUCAGCCUCUUUUACGCGGCACUUCUGGUCCAGUUGUGUUUUAAAUCUAGGAGUAGACAAGUAGACAAGCGAGAAAACCUCUGAUCAUGUGAAUACCCCCCCUCAUAAAAAAAAAAAACCAAACACAAAAACUAAAAUAUAUACAUAAAGAAAAUAAAAAGGAAAAAAAAAAGAAACCAGGACUGAGGAGUGUUGGAUUACAGCUGUGUGGAGUAAACGCAUCCCAGCAGAGGAUGGAGGGGAAGAUACGCGCGGAUACGGAAUAAAAGAGGUUGUUGUUGAUGCGGUGACAGCAGCUCUCUCUCUCCGGUCCGAGCACAGCGCGCAGCAGGCGUCGGGAUUCCCUUUGUCCCCCACGUGUGGAUGAGCUUUGGAGCGAAGACAAGGCGUGCAUGUGAAGCUGCCGUGGCUGGACAGCGAGGGGAGAUACUCGAGGAAACAUGAGGAAGAGCAGGAGUGUUCUCACGGUGUCCCCCAACAAUGACAGCAAAGAGCCUCCUGAUUGCUGCCUCAGUGAGUCCUUCACAUCUCCGUCCUGCACACUGGGUGUCGACCUGCGCCGUGGACGACGACGUUUCUCCGGCAACCUGCAGCUUCCCCCGUUGUCAUGGCGACAGGCGGAGAGGUCGAGGACUCCUGACGACGAAAUCAUUGCCAGGCCGACGUCCUUGCCCUUCGGAGCCCCUCCCAGGAUAGACAUCACGCCUGUUGAUCCUGAAUGUUUCGAUGUGGAGAAUGGCCCGUCUGCCAGCUGCAGCCCCCUGGACCCCCAGGCCUCCCCCGGCUCUGGGCUGGUCCUCCACACUAACUUCCCCGGACAUAACCAGCGUCGCGAGUCCUUCCUCUACCGUUCUGACAGCGACUAUGAUCUGUCGCCCAAGUCCAUGUCACGAAACUCCUCCAUCGCCUCCGAACUACAUGGUGAUGACCUGAUCGUUACGCCUUUUGCUCAGGUUCUGGCAAGCCUUCGAAGUGUGAGGAAUAACUUCACAGUACUGACCAAUGUCCAGUGUGCCUCCAGCAAGAGGUCUCCUGCAGCAACGACUCAGCCUCCGAUCACCAAAGUCUGUCUCCCAGAUGAGGCGUACCAGAAGCUGGCCAUGGAGACGAUGGAGGAGUUGGACUGGUGUCUGGACCAGCUGGAGACCAUCCAGACCUACCGCUCUGUCAGCGACAUGGCCUCCAACAAGUUCAAGAGAAUGUUGAAUCGGGAGUUGACGCACCUAUCUGAGAUGAGUCGGUCUGGGAAUCAGGUUUCCGAAUUCAUCUCCAACACCUUCCUAGACAAACAGAACGAGGUGGAGAUCCCGUCGCCAACAUCCAAGACGCGGGAGAAGAAGAAGCAGCAGAAGCAGCAGCUGAUGACACAGAUCAGCGGAGUAAAGAAGGUCUCCCAUGGGCCCUCGCUCUCCAGCAGCAGCAUCUCGCGAUUCGGCGUCAAGACAGAUAAGGAGGAGCUGCUGUCCAAGGAGCUGGAGGACCUCAACAAGUGGGGCCUGAACAUCUUCACCGUGUCGGAGUACUCCCACAACCGGCCCCUCACCUGCAUCAUGUACGCCAUCUUCCAGGAGCGAGACUUGUUAAAGACAUUCAAGAUCCCCAUGGAUACGUUUGUGGCCUACAUGAUGACAUUGGAAGAUCACUAUCAUUCAGAUGUGGCUUACCAUAACAGCCUGCAUGCUGCUGACGUGGCCCAAUCCACACACAUCCUCCUCUCCACUCCGGCCCUGGAUGCUGUCUUCACAGAUCUUGAGAUCCUAGCAGCCAUCUUUGCUGCAGCUAUCCACGAUGUAGACCAUCCUGGAGUAUCAAACCAAUUCCUAAUCAAUACCAAUUCUGAGCUGGCAUUGAUGUACAACGAUGAGUCUGUGCUGGAGAAUCAUCACUUAGCUGUUGGAUUCAAGCUGCUGCAGGAGGACAACUGUGAUAUCUUCCAGAACCUCACAAAAAAGCAGCGACAGUCCCUGCGCAAGAUGGUCAUCGACAUGGUUUUGGCCACCGAUAUGUCGAAACACAUGAGUCUGCUGGCUGAUCUGAAGACCAUGGUGGAGACUAAGAAGGUGACGAGCUCUGGAGUGCUGCUGCUGGACAAUUACACCGACAGGAUACAGGUGCUUCGUAACAUGGUGCAUUGUGCUGACCUGAGUAACCCCACCAAGUCCCUGGAGCUGUAUCGUCAGUGGACUGAUCGGAUAAUGGAGGAGUUCUUCCACCAGGGAGACAGAGAGAGGGAGAGGGGAAUGGAGAUCAGCCCUAUGUGUGAUAAACACACGGCCUCAGUGGAGAAGAGCCAGGUGGGUUUCAUCGACUACAUCGUGCACCCUCUGUGGGAGACCUGGGCUGAUCUGGUUCACCCCGACGCCCAGGACAUUCUGGACACGCUGGAAGACAACAGGAACUGGUACCAGAGCAUGAUCCCCCAGAGCCCCUCCCCGCCCUUCUACGACCAGGGCACGCACGGACACAGCGGUGGCACUGGGGGGCAGGGAGGCGGGGAAAAGUUUCAGUUUGAGCUGACCUUGGAGGAGGAGGACUUGGACGGAAUAGAGAAAGAUGGUGACGAAGAAGAGGAGGAAGAGUUGGAGGAAGAGGAGGACAGUCUAGGAGAUUCUCGUUCUCCUCCUCUGGACUAUUUGGACAUUCAGGAGCAUGAAGAGGGCGGCAUGAUGGAGCCGACGACGGCAAUAGAAAUUGUGACACACGAGGCGUCACCGACAGACACAUAGGGCUUCCAUCAUCAGGCUCACAUGGUGAUUUGAAGGCUUUUUGAAAAAAAAGAGGAGAGAUCCUCUUGCAGCUGUGCUUUUUAAUAAGCCCACAGAAGCAAGGGCUUAUUUCGUCCCGCACAGGGGCGUCUUGCACUUGGGUGUUUGAAGCCAGUUACGGACGGACAGUUUCAGUGGAGCGGCUUCAGAGUUCUCAGGAAAUAAUUGCUGCGGACAUUUUAGUCUUGAUGGACAGGCGAGACUGAGGGUGGAACUUGAAGGAUUUCGGCCAGUUUGGGAAAUGGUUACUUUUCUUUUCUGGACUGGCAUUAAAUGGACAUUGACACUACUGAGAGAAGUUUUGUACCUGAAGACUUUUUUUUAUAGAUAUGAUAUGAUCUAGAAGUAGCAUAGAGUAAGAUCUACUGAUGGAGACACAUUUGUAUAGCAAGAGAAAGUGUUUACUUUUUUCCUGUACCAUUUGUCAAAGGACUUUUGUGUGCCUUUUUUACUAUUGUCUUUAUAAUAGUUUUUUAUUUAUUGAACACUCUAGUAUGUCUGUGAAAUGUUUUCUUUGUUUUUUGUUUUUUUUUCUUAUCUGAAAGAGCAAAAUCUUUUUUGUAUGUUGAAUAGAGAACAGUCUUCCAUGUAUUGGGCAAUAGAGAAAUCCAAACAAACGUCGACAAACAACUCUUGGACAAACUCAUCGAAAUAGGGAAACAUCAACAGCCACACCAUUAUGCACAUUUUGUCACCUCUAUAUUUCAAUCUGAGCACAGUGUUUUUCUUUGCACGUACAGUUCAAACCUUUCAGGUUCACUCAUGUUUCAUCUUACAUGUUUAGUUUGUUGCUCUUUAUAUCAGAUAUUGGUCAAUGAAUGUCACAGCCACACUGAAAUACAUAAUCUAUUUUCAUACUCCAUCUCUUUCUUUUGUUUUCCUUGCAACAGUCUGCAGAUCAUUUGCGGCACUUCCUGCGUUUUCACACCAAAGCUUGACUUUGACUGCAAAAUGCUCAUAGAGGAUACGAGAACCCUACAUGUGCAAUGAAAUGGCCAGGGAUUCCUGCUAAAUGUACAGUGAAGUUAACUGGAACAUUUGAUUUACAUGCUUGUCAUUUGAUCCAAUAGUUGUUGUGUAGGUGUGAAACAGAGGAUGGUCCAGGUCCUAAUAACCCCUCAAAUGAACAGCUCAUGACAACCAGCUGCUUAGGUCUAUGAAAAAAAACAAAAAACUAAAUGAAGUCUGCCAAGGACGAAAUGCACAACAGCGGUGAAUCUAUUUUUAGCCCACAGGUAUGCUGCAGUCUUAAUAAUCCUUUUAGCUGGAAUGGGUCCUGACCCCAGACCCGUCUGAUGUAACGCCCCCCUGCCCUUCUGCAAUCAGGCUCAGACCAGAUGAUUAAAGGUGCUCUUACAGCUGCCUGUCUGAAAGGCGCUCUCAUACCCUCAUCAGCGCCACUAUUCACAUGGUUUACAAACCCCUCUGGGCUCAACAGACACGACCCCAAAACAAUCAGGCUAGCUAUUUCUUCCUCCCGACAAAAAUCCCUCAAGUGCAGCGUCUGCUCAUUGACGUCAAUUGAAUUUUUUCCCUCCUCCCUCCACUGUAUCAGGUUUCCAGGACAGUCGGGUUAUUAGAAUUUGGAACAGAUGGAAUUGCUGGAUACAGCAUGGCAGACUGUACCCUUUUGAAACAGAAAAGAAGAAUAAUUAGGUGCUCGAGGUUGAAAACAAACCAAAAAAAUACCUCUCUUUUGAUGGGUAGUAUGAUCUGAAAAUGGUUUGCAGACUUCACAUUUCUCCUCCUGUGGCUUCCAUGACUAAUAUUAAUGGAUGUUCUAGAUGCAUCCAUAAUCUCAUCUCUCCAUUUUCAUAUUGGUUUACUGACAAAACUCAAAAGGUACUUCAUCAAAUUUCACCACAGCAUGCUUUAAGUGGCAAUUGUUUGUGUGCAGUAUGUAUGUACGGAAGGUUUUGUAUGCAUGUGUGUAUGUAUGUGUGUGUGUGUGACUUUGUCUUCAGGCCUUACCCUCAUCACUCCACACCUUUGUCUCUACUGUUUGUUGCUAGGAGCUCAAGUUGGUCCUUUUUGCUGUUUAUAACAGUGUGUAUUUAUUCUAUACUUUAAGCUUGUAAAUAAGAAAUACUGGCUCAGUGUAAAAUCUAUUUUAAUUUAUAUGCACUUGCAUUACCUGGAAGUGGUGGUGUCCAACGUGUAGAAGACUCUGGAUUAGAGUCUUUUUAUAUAUGUAUUAUAUAUUGUUUUUAUAAAUAUAUAUAUAAAUAUAUCUAAGUAUAUAUUCGCACAAUGUUUUGAGUGCCCAGCAGAGCAGCAGCUAAAGAGACACAUUGUUGUUGUUAGAUGAGAAGCUUGUAACUCCAAAUUAACAUUUUUACUUUUACAGAAAAGUUCAAAUUGUCUUUUAAUGUAACGUCACCGACAAGUAAAUGAAAAACUUUAUAUUGAGCUUAUAAUGCAUGAAUAUUAAACCAAAAAUGUUUUCACUUUGGCAUCACUUUGAUUCUUAACACUUUGGUAUUUUUCCAAAUAUCUGAAAAUGUGACGUUUCUCAGUAAAAUUUCAGCUUCGUUACUUUUCUUAAAUAAUCGCCCAAAUUAUACAGAGGACUUUGAAAGUUCUCAUUUUUGUUACUGAGAUAUUUUCUGAAGGAUCCAGCUGAGUUUUUGAAGCUACAAGGUUUUUUUUUUCUGACAGCAACAAUUUGGUAACCCAGAGGCAACAUAGAGGACAUGUUAAACUGCAUAGGCUUGAAUAUAGGAUACACACAAGCUAGCUUGGGAACGCAGAAGCAUAGCCGAUGCUCAGUAUCAAAAUACACAAACUUUCUCUCAGCGGCGCAUCACACCGAAGCUUCUCCACCUAGCAUUUGAAUGCAGAUUGCUGAUAUAUGAGGCCAGAUACAGGUUCGACUGACAAACACAAGGUGAUUGUCUCCCUUUUACACUUAACUCACUUCAUGUAAAGGUAGAUAACACGGGGACGGUAUUGGUAGCAUGCUACAAUACGCCCGGCACUGACGUGAAUCGUUCUGAAUUAACAACAAAACAUGAUCUUAUGUAUCUGAUUGUGCUAAUGUGUGAACUCUUUCUGACCAAACUUGUUAGCAGUUUUGAAAUUCAAAUUUGUCAGUAUUAACAUUGUUUAUCUAUGUUCAAGCUUUUUUUGGUCCUAGUUGUGUCCAAAUGGUUAGCCAGAUUUAGCACUAUCUGCAUGAGAGAUGGGUUUCUUUUUCUUUUUUUUUUUUUUAUUGUCAAUAAUAUGUUAAAGUCCACCAGUUGUUGCAGGUGGGUCAUUAAAUGUUUCACACAAUGUAUGGUAUUAUAUUGUAUAUUGUGUUCAAAAAUAAAUCUCAAAUACUUUUUCUAUUAAGUGAUUAAAAGCAAAGCAUGAGUAUA